Molecule: messenger RNA, 4849 nt
Organism: Paramuricea clavata
Lineage: Eukaryota; Metazoa; Cnidaria; Anthozoa; Malacalcyonacea; Plexauridae
Source: the annotation of a GenBank genome assembly
GGUGUAUCUAUUAUAGUCUAUAAGGAAGGAAUCUGAUUGGCUGUGCUUGAUCACGUGAACAUGAGAAAUUAUAAAUUCUGACGUCAUAUCACAGAUGAUAUCAAAGAUGGCCGACAGUGGUGCUGAAAAUCUUCGUAAACAAAUUGCUUUUUUGUCAAGUAAGAUGUUAUUUUUGACAUUACGUGACCUUUUUAAAAGGUUUUGAAAUCUAUGGGAGUUAGGGUAUACUGAUAUGUUGGGUUUUUUUAUUUGUAGCGUACUAAAUUACUGUAUAAAAUCCCCAAAUUACAUCAUUGUUGAAGUAGUUUUGUCAAACGAGGCCAAAGGCCGAGGCUAAUAAUAAUCUGUGUUAGGGCCUGUUUAUAUGAAGGCGAGUUACCCGGCAAGGCGAGUCACUCAGCAACGAUCCCGGCUAUUAUAGAAACUAAUAGUAAUCCUGGGUGACUGUUUACAUGAUGCAGCCGAGUAACUCGCCUUGGCAGGCGGGAUCUCGCCUAGGCAGGAUAAAUAUUUUCCAUGUAAACACUUUUCCCGGGUAACUCGGCCGCCCAAGAUAGAAUGUACGUACAAAAAUACAUACAAAUCAAUAGAUAAGUUUAACUGAAUUGCUCGGCGCUUAUUCUUUCACUAUAUUUUGUAAUGUUUUUAGCAUUUCAAAUGAUUGAAAUCCAUUUUGUGUUUUAGCACUAUAAUCGGUGUCAUGCAGCAAUCAUGCAGCAAAUGCCGAGUAACUCGUUUCCAUAUAAACAGUAGGCUUGUUUGUCCCACCUGGGCAAGUAACUCGCCUUGCCAGGUAACUUGCCUCCAUAUACACAGGCCCUUAGUAUGUUGCCUUGAAUAAGCACUGUAAUUUUAGUACGUCGCCUAUUUGUGUAUUUUAAGAUUUGAUUGACUCACACAAGAAUGACAAACAGAACGAUAAACCGGUUGUGAAAAACAUAAUCCCAAAUUCUAAACAAAACAAAACCUGGACAAGAUGGAAAAGCGAAAGUGCGCUAAAUAAAAGUAAUUUAAACCAAAAUAAACAGCCGAGUCAGAGAGGGCAUGGACAUGAAAUUGUCAAAAGUCAGUUGUCAAGAACUGUUCAUAAUGUAGAAGGUAACAGUAACGUACAGCAAUCAACAAACCAACAGAAAAGUAAUCCUAGCAUGAAAUAUAAAUUACAUACUAGGAAACUAACAUCUACAAAGUCAGCAUCAGCAAUUGAUGGUCAUGCAUCUAAAACAACUGUUCUGACAAAAACGCCGCUAACAAGUUCAAGUUCGGUUACAAAAACACCAUUCAAAAUGGUUGCUAGGGCUCCUUCCAGCAGACAUUCAAUAACCAAACAGUCAAGUGGUACAUUAAGGCAACCAAAGGGCAACUUAACAUGGACAAAGAAUGAAAAGAAAAGCACACAGAUAGAAAAUUUAAAAUCAACAGAAGAAAACAAAAUGGUGUCAUCCAAUACCAAGACUCUUACCAAAAAUCCUUUAUUAAAUUCCUUCAAGUCUGGUAAACCUUUUAGAAAAACUAAAAGUCUUUCAACUAUUAUUAAUAGACCCUCAUCCAGUAGUCAUUUAAAUACUACACCAUCAACAUUAGACCGACGGACUGUAGUUUCGUUAAAGUCUGCUAAACCUCUUACAAAAGCCACAAGUCUGCACCCUUUACGUAGCAGUGACUCAAACAAGACCUCAACAUCAGACCAAAGGACUGUUGCUUUGCCAAAGGCUUCUAAGCCUCUCACAAAAACUAUGAGUUUUCACUCAAACUCUAUCUCAACAAGCACAACAUUAGACAGGAGGGCUGAAUAUUUGCCAAAAAGCCAGAAGACAGCUUCAAAUGUAGUAAAUAAUAGUAAUAUAAGUACUGCCAAAUCUACUACCGGUACUUCAUUAAACAGAGGGGUUGUGCAUUUGCCCAGAAGCCAUAUAUUAACCAACUCAAAGGUAUUAAAUAAUACCUCAAACAGUCAUGUCCAAUCUACGACCUCACUGGAUCGAAGGACAACAACUUUGCCAAAAAGCCAUAGAACACCUUUAAAGGUAUCAACUGAAACCACCAAAAGUAAUGUACCAAAUGCUACCAUAACCAAAGGAGCAAAAUUAAAAUGGCGACGUAAGAGUGCCAGUCAACUAAGGAAUGAUUCGGUCAGUAAGAAUCCAAGGUCUAAGAAUUUGUUUGGAAAAGAACUCCAAACACGUAUUGCCUUGAAAGCCAAAUGGCGAAAGGCAAAGACAAGUUCUACUACACUCAGGAAAGCCGUUUCAAGUGCAGGGCACUCAAGGAUUUCAGUAAAUCGCAUACCAAAAAAUGCUAAGUCCAAGGGUGUAUUCCAUAGUCCGUAUACUAAAAAUAUUCUCCAGUCACGAACAAUUCCAAGACGGUCAAGACUAAAGUGGAGUAAGAGUUUGUCUCAAUCAAAUCUGAAUAUGAAAAGUGAUCAGCCAGCUGUGAGAAGCAAGGCGAAGUUUGCUCAUAAUUCGAGAUUUUGUCUGAAGAGAAGAAAGAGUAUCGAAGGAAAGGUGUCAGGAGUGAAUACAGAUUACUUGGGUUCAAGUCCUGUUAAAACUGGAGCCAAGGUUACAUCACAAAACAAAGGAUUUGUUGCUAGGUUAGUUGAAUUGUUAAGUUUUAAUGGACAGCUCUGUCAGUUCGUAACUGUUCUCUUUAGAAGUUCAGUAAGGGUCAUCCCUUGUUGGUCCUGCAUUACUAGAGGGUGAAGCCCGAAUUACGGAGAAAACCUUCUUUUUGCAUUGUGCAACUGAGGCAAAAUUAUAUUCAGAAAACUGUACAGGAAUAAAACACCAGGCCUAGUCACACUACUGUCAGUGUCAUAAUGUCUUAUUAGUAGUAUUGUAUCUUCAAGUCUUCAACGAAAAUAUGAUUUCAUUUCAAUUUUCAUUUCAUCAGGCGUAUGAAGUACAUUGCCCGUGGCUCUCAGACUCAAAACAGAUCUUUUACAUCGAAACAUUCACUCAAAACAAAUGGUAUGUAUAUGCUCUUUGAAAAAUCACCUGUCCAAACUUGGUUUGAGUGAAAAUUUUCAAGAUAGCAAGUAUCAUGUUUUAGAAUAACUAAAAUGAAAGUAUUUGAGUGGAAAAGUCUUUUUGCCUUUACUUUCAGUGCGACCUCAGUUAAAAAGAAAAAUCAAAAUUGGUGGAAGUGUGUACCUCAUAAGUUCUCAUGGUAAAUCUCUGAAGAAGACCAUACCAUCAAAAGAUUAUACGACCAUGUUUUCAUCCUCGCCACGAAGGCAUUCACUUCAUGUUUACCGGAGACCAAGUGUUGGUUCAUCAACUAAUACAGUGUCAGUGAAUAGAAUCUUCAAAAGGCAAAAUUCAGUUGAUAAGAACAAGACACGAAAAGCAAAGUAAGUCUUUUGUUCUUUAGUUUUGGUCACACAUAUAUGUUCAGAAAUUUAUGGUUGAGUUAGGAUGCACAGAAAUACAUUCAUGACCAUAUCUGAGCGUAGCUGCAGUUAAAAGUUAUAUCGUUAUUAAAUAUAAAUUGUUUUAUUUGUGUAGUAAAAUCUUAAAAAGGACUUUACAAAAUGUUCAAGCCGUGAUGAGGAAAGUUAAGAAACAAAAGUCCAAGUCUGAGGAGUAUUGCAUGUUUUAUAAUAAGUUUGGUAGGUAUUUCUCCAUAAACGGAGCAUGGAGAUUGAAGGGUGUUUCUAAGUUCAUGUGUAAUACUUGUUGUAUUACAGGAAAAUGUACAAAGCACACACAGGGAAAAUGUCCGUAUAUUCAUGAUCCAACAAAAAUUGCGGUGUGUACAAGGUGAGAUGUAUUUUGUAACCAAGUGUAUAAAAAUCUGGAAGAAUAUUAAUAAGAAAUAAGUGCUCUCAUUAGAAGGAGCAUUUCAAAAUUUAUGGCCACAACUUCCCUGCAUGCCGUAUCUUCUUUUCCAUAAAGGUUUCUUCGUGGGAAAUGUCAACAGAUGGAUGGCACUUGUCCGUUUUCACAUAAAAUUGACAAAGAAAAGGUGCGUUGUUCAUCCGUGUUAAGUAGCAAAGAGGCAUAGAACUCUAGAGGGGAAGAAGAGGGAUGCAAAAAAAUUGCAAAGAAGGAGAAAACAACAAUUGAUGGAUCGAUUAUUUUUUGUUGGUUGCCAGCAGCCAGCCUUUCCCCCUUUAUGUAAUGAUCGUUCCUCGCUUGUGCCAUUCUCUGCAAAUCCAUACAGAACCCUAAUUUGCUUGACUUUUCUUUUCUAAUCCAACUUUUUUCUAACCUUCUAAGAGGUGUAGGAUUCUUACUUUGGUUCUCUCUAAUGUAGUGUAAUAGUCUGUCCUCUUUCCCCCUUCACUUCUACUCUCUACUAAAACAAAAAAUUAGGCCACUUGUAAAGCAAUUUGUCAACUACUCUCUCUCUCCUAAUAAGUUCUUUGUAGGAUUGCAUGGCGAUAAAACAUAUAAUACUUUUUGCAAAGCUUUGCAGUAAUAAAUUUACGUGGUGUUUCCACAAACAAAAAGUAUUAUACUCUCUCUUUCCUAUUUAUUCUCUACCCUAUUCUUUUUUCAGAUGCCUAUUUGCCAGUAUUUUCUCAAAGGCAAGUGCAACAGAGACGACUGUCCCUAUUCUCAUGUGAACGUCGGUCGACAAGCUGUGGUCUGCGAGGACUUUCUGAAAGGUUACUGUGCUCUUGGAAUCAAGGUAUAUUAUACAAUACGGCCUAUAUGUCUGAUCGCGGAGCACAACUAUUAAAGGUGGAAGGGUUGUAAACCCACCAAAAUACAGGAGUGAACCAUGACCACAAGUCUAUACGAAUUUUCAACUAUAUAUACGAAUUUUCAACUCUAUAUGAAUUUUCAACUCUAUACGAAUUUUCAACUCUAUACGAAUUUUCAACUCCAUACGAAUUUUC